GCCACGCUCGGCGCCUGAGUCAGUCUCCCGCUCUAGCAUUGCUAGCCUAGCGAUAUCUCUCGUCACACCCGCAACUUCCUCUACAUGGCCAUCUGUUGGCCACUCUAGGCAUUUGCAGCCAGUCUACGGCGACCUGCUUCAUUGUCACCAACACCAACCUACCUUCUAACCAGCUCUUGCGGUAUUCCUUCUGCGUCGGUUGUGUCAUUACAUUGUUGCACCGAGAGUCACCCAGGCCUUGCCUUCCACGGCCCAAGUCCUCACGUGUCGCCUUGACAGACAGGAACCCCGGGGCUUGCUGGUCUCGAUCGCUCGGCGGCCAUGGCCGGCAACAUACCACAGAUGGCCGGCAACGGCCAUGUCGCGGCGCAACAGUCCGGCCAGAGACAGCUGCAGUCUUUGGUCUAUGCCCAGAUGAUGUCCAAUACGCCGCCGCUUCAGGGAUGGCAAGCUGGCUUAGGUGUUCCCGAACGAUUAGGAAAGGCCGUAAACUUAAUAACCAACAUCAUCCUUGCUAUGCCAGGCGCAGAGUGGCAGAAAGCUGCCACAUUUGGCAUCGAAUUUGAGAAGAAAGCCCUACUGGGCUCUCCAGAUCGGCAAGCCUAUGAUCAAAUGAUGCAAGCGAAGACCUCCGAGAUGGCGAAGAGGCGCGAGGCGAACGCUCCCAAUAUUCAGAAUCAGCUGAGCGUCGAGGCGGCUCGACAGGCAGCUCACGUGCAGGCUCAGGCUCAACAGCAGAGGAUGCUGCAAGCACAGAUGGUGGCAAGAGGAAUGGGACAGCAGGGGCAGCAGCAGGGGUUCCAGCACCUACAACACCCAAUGCAGGUGUCGCAGAUUUCUCAGACGCCGCAACAAAUGGGCAUGGGUAUGGCCAAUCCCGGCAUGCAGCAGCAGACACCUCCAAACCAGCCGCAGUUCCAAAUGCCAAUGCAACAGCCGAGGCAGCCCGGUGCUGGUCCCGUUGACCUUGCAUCUAUGUCGCCGCAAGACAGGGCCAAGGUUGUGGACUUCGCCAAUCAACUCUAUGCGUCCACAUCUGAGGAUCAGAAGCAGAAUCUGCGAGCCGUGCUACAGGCGAGGGUAAAUCCCCAGCAACUCCGGGAAUUGCGUGCCUCGGGGAGAGACAUACUAGCGCCGUACUUCCACCAGCAAGCCCUGUCAGCGCUGCAGAAACAUGCUCAACAGCGGAUGCUACAGCAGCAGCGGCAGGCAGGAGGCAUGCCACCGAAUGCCAACCAAGCUCAAGCCGGUCUGCAGAUGGGGCAAGGGCAACCUCAACAAAAGCAGGCGCCGCAGCCUAUGAACCCGGCUAUGAUGAACCCGAUGGCUCAGCAGGCCGGGGUAGUCCCUGGCGGCCAGCUUUUCUCCUCCAACCUUGAGAUCGUGAACGGGCAGAAGGCCGGCUUGCUUGCCGAGCAAGCUGGGCAAAUGGUUGUGCCAGCUAAUAGCGGUACCGGCCGGAACCCGACACCCCAGCCAAUGGCUGGAAUGCCUCCCCAGAAUAUGCAGAACGCACAGCCAGGACCGAAUCAGCAGCCACGGCCACCACAGAUGGGCCCGUCCUUCAACCUCACGCAGGCGAAGAUGGAUCAAGCAGCGGCGCAGUCACAGACCCAGAUCAAGGUGCAGACUGCAGCCAGGCAGAUGGCGAACCAGCCAGGCGGCCCUGCCGGAGCGACUUCGCAGAGUCCAGGCAUGAGUACACUGACAGCCGCAAUGGCGCAGCCUCCAGUCGCCAUGAGUGCUCAAGCGAAUGGACCCCGGAUGAACCAAGGCAACCCGGCAAUGGGACAGACUCUCGAUCCGCGGUUCAAUCAUCAAGGCAACGCCCGGCCAAUGUCGAUGCCGGGAAAUAUUAACGUCAACGCCCAGGCCUUCCGUCAGAUGCUGAGCUCGAUUCCCCCCGAGCAACGGCAGACCGUCAGCGCCCUGCCGCCGGACAAGCUGAGGGAACUCAUGGCUACGUGGCAAGAGCGAACUGCUAUGAAUAAUGGCGGUCAGCAGCCGAACCAAGCUCACAGGCUCGGACAGCCCCAGGCCCAGAUGGGGCAGAUGAAUGGGGCGGGCCAGUUCACCGGGGCCCCUCCCCAACCCCCCAUCGCGGCUGGCGCACCGAAUAUGGUUUCUCAGAUGGCUGCACGAGCUCGGCUGACGGCGGGCGCUCAGAACCACCCGCAAGCCCAACAGAUAAUGGACAACAUGGAUAUCCCGCCGAGCGUCCUCCAACAUCUGCGCAGUGCCAUCCCUCCCGAUAUCAAGAAAUGGGCCCAGUUGAAGGCAUGGCUGCCACAGAGCAAUCUGCCGCCGCAGUCGCAGCAACAACUGGUGAAUGUCCAACUUCAACAAUUCCGCCAGCUUGUGGAGAGGAGAACUGCUGGGCCUAAUGGCCAACCAGGGGCCAUGGCGGGAGGACAGCAGACCCCAGGUGGCCCUGCACAACCACCACCACAACAACAACAACAACAACAACAACAACAACAACAGCAGCAGCAGCAGCAGCAGCAGCAGCACAGUCAACCACAGCAGGGGAUGCCUAACCUCCCCCAUGGUUUCCAGAUACCGGCGCAGUCAGUACAAGUCACCCCACAGGAGCUCGAAAGCCUCCGCAGGAACCCCAAGUUCGCACAGUUCGAUGAAAACACCUUGAUGAAGUUUGCGGGGAAGAUGAAGCAAGAUCAAUACCUCAGGAGAAUGCAACAGCAGCAGCAGCAGCAGCAACAGCAGCAGCAGCAACCGCAGCAGCAACAGUCGCAGCAGCUUCUCCAGCAGCAACACCAGCAGCAGCAGCACCACCAGUACCAGCAGCAGCAGCUCCAACAACAGCAGCUCCAGCAGCAGCAGCUCCAGCAGCAGCAGCUCCAGCAGCAGCAGCUCCAGCAGCAUCAGCUCCAGCAGCAGUCUGCGAAGAAUAACGCACCUGUUCCCAUGAACCAUAUUCAGUCUGGCCAAGGCCCUCAACCCGCAUCUAAUCAAGCAGACGGUGCAAUGGCCCAGCCAGGAAUCUCGCAACCAGCACCACAGAAGCCAACCCCGGUUGGGUCCGACGCGAAGCCUAGCAGACCGACCCAGAACCGAUCCGCACUAAACCCAUCACCUGCACAGGCACAGAAGUCCCUCAAGCGCCGGCAUCAAGAUGAUACCGAAGAGGCUCCUAACACAAACGCAGCCCCGAAUCAGCGGCCAAGCUCCCAAGCAGGGGCGCGUCCCAUGGGCCAUCUUCCACAACCCACACCAGAACAGCUUGCUGGGAUGACGCCCGACCAACGGCAGAAAUGGGAGGCAAUGCUGCGCAGCCGUCAGCAUCAGCACUUGCAGCCUAGUGAGGAUGACGUCAACCGGCUCAAGACUCUUAGCGCAGAGGAAUUGCGGCUGUUGCAGCAUGAGCAAAUGCUGGAAAUUCCCAUGUCGGCCGAGGAGAAGAGCGAAAUUGCGGGCAAAAUCGAGAAGAUCGUCACCGAUAUGGGGAAGAUCGGCAAGGGUUUGGGGAAGUGGUAUGCCAUCACUCACGACGAUGCCAGGGCGAAGAUGUACUUCCGGACUCGACUUCGCCUGAUUCGACAGUUCCAUGAUGGGGACAGAAUGCAGCUGAUGAAGGAAAAUUUCUCCAUCCCAGCUAAUGAGCUGGAUAAUGCCAGAGCGAUGCUGGAGAGUAUGGCUAAGGAUCUGGCCGCCAACCUCCCCAUCCCGAAGAAGGGGAACCCUGUCAGUACCGGGGCAGCGACCCAAGGCCAGCAAGGUCCACAACCAGUACCGCUCAGCGCGACGAACCUCGAGAAGCAGACGCAAGCAUUGAGCAAGGCGCACAAUCGAUCCAAUAGCAAGAGUGGGCAAGCUCCUGCGGCGCCAACAAGCGCGCAGCCACCUUCGCAGCCCGGAGCGCAAAUAUCGCCCACCGGGCAUCCGAUGUAUCUCGGAAAGCCGGCCGUAACGCAGGAGAACCUGCAGAUCCCCACGUCAAGGAAGAAGACCAAGACGGCCCAUCAGCAGGCCGGUGCCUCGCCGCAGGUCAAGCCGCCAUCGCCGGAGGUCAAGAGACAACAACAUCCGGAGCCCAAAGCGCCCCAAGCCCCUCCCCGGGCGGUCAUUAUGUGUCCCGAGGCCGACUGCGAAAUGCGCACCACAGGCUUUGCGAACCAAGAUGCUCUGAAUGCGCACAUGCAGGAAGAGCAUAUCAAGCCGAACGAGGACCCCGUCAAGUUCGUACAGGAGAGCUUGGCUCUAGCGCUCGGACUGGAUUCUCAGGGCCGAUCUAAGGCUGCUCCCGCGAAAGCGCAUGCGCAGGAUGGAUCGCAACUCGCCGCGCCGCCCAUGGCUAGCAGUCAAUCGAAGCAAGGCCAGACCCCGAUGAACAACAAGCUUAAUCCGGCAUCAACCCCAAUGUCUCGCGAGGCUUCGAUGAAGCGACAGGGUAGCAAUACGGGUGCCAAGGGGGCGGCGGAGAACAAAGCCACGCCGGGCAAGAGUCUACCUGUCAAGGCCGGGAGCACCCCCAGACCUACGGAUAGCAAAUUGGCAGCUACGAAACCGGAAUUUGAGCCGGUCCAUGGGCAUAUGGCGCAGGACCCGUUCGUGGGCACAACGGUUGACCCACAAGACCUGUCGUCGGCCGGCUUCUUCGAGGUCGCUGCGAGAGGCCUCAUCUCGGACUUGAACGUGUACAGGUCUCUGACGCCGAAUGACACACCCGAGUCAAGCAAAGACAGCGGAGCUUCAGAGCCGAACAGCGACAUCUCCGAGGGCGCAAACAUCGACAUCGAUAUGAAUUGGCAGACGAUAGAGCCCGACUUGCUAUAUGACAUUGGCAAUUUCUCCAUGGAAGGGCUCGAGGGCUCGGACAACGACAUCCUAAGGUCGAUGGAAUUGGAUCCUUCGAUGCAAGCCCCGAUGUGGGAGGACAUAAAUCCCGACUUCUCGAAACCUUUCCACUUCGACUCCUCCUUGUACUCGCUAGAUACCAUGUGAAGAAGGACUUGGGAUAACCCAGGGGUACAUUGAC
Messenger RNA from Phialemonium atrogriseum, 4996 nucleotides. RefSeq lists its product as uncharacterized. The transcript is spliced from 4 exons. Lineage: Eukaryota; Fungi; Ascomycota; Sordariomycetes; Cephalothecales; Cephalothecaceae. The coding region runs from base 322 to 4962 and encodes 1546 amino acids. The record is from RefSeq and is a predicted model, not a curated record.